AUGGAGCUGCUGUCGCCGCCGCUGCGAGACGUGGACCUGAGUGUCCCCGACGGCUCUCUCUGCUCCUUUGCCACAGCGGACGACUUCUACGAUGACCCGUGUUUCGACUCCCCGGACCUGCGCUUUUUCGAGGACCUGGACCCGCGCCUCGUGCACGUGGGCGCCCUGCUCAAGCCCGAGGAGCACUCGCACUUCCCGGCCGCCGUGCACCCGGGCCCGGGCGCGCGCGAGGACGAGCACGUGCGCGCGCCCAGCGGCCACCACCAGGCCGGCCGCUGCCUGCUGUGGGCCUGCAAGGCUUGCAAGCGCAAAACCACCAACGCCGAUCGGCGCAAGGCGGCCACCAUGCGUGAGCGCCGCCGCCUGAGCAAAGUGAACGAGGCCUUCGAGACCCUCAAGCGCUGCACGUCCAGCAACCCGAACCAGCGGCUGCCCAAGGUGGAGAUCCUGCGCAACGCCAUCCGCUACAUCGAAGGCCUGCAGGCUCUGCUGCGCGACCAGGACGCCGCGGCCCCCGGCGCCACCGCCGCCGCCGCCGCCUUCUACGCGCUGGGCCCGCUGCCCCCGGGCCGCGGCGCGGAGCACUACAGCGGAGACUCGGAUGCGUCCAGCCCGCGCUCCAACUGCUCCGACGGCAUGAUGGACCUCGGCGGUCCUCCGAGCGGCGCCCGGAGGCGGAACUGCUACGAUGGCGCCUACUUCAACGAGGCGCCCAAUGAGCCCAGGCCCGGGAAGAGCGCGGCCGUGUCCAGCCUGGACUGCCUGUCCAGCAUCGUGGAGCGCAUCUCGUCCUCCGCGAGCCCCGCGGCGCCCGCGCUCCUGCUGACCGACGCGCCGCCCGAGUCGCCUCCGCACCCGCCGGAGGGCGCCGCCCCGAGCGACGGGGAGUCUGGGCCCGCCACCCCGGCCCCCGACGCCAAACCGCAGGGCCCCGCGGGCGCGAACCCCAACCCCAUCUACCAGGUGCUUUGA
Molecule: messenger RNA, 972 nt
Organism: Jaculus jaculus (lesser Egyptian jerboa)
Lineage: Eukaryota; Metazoa; Chordata; Mammalia; Rodentia; Dipodidae
Gene: Myod1
Product: myogenic differentiation 1
Exons: 3
Coding region: 1-972 (323 amino acids)
Biological process (GO): regulation of transcription by RNA polymerase II; muscle organ development; positive regulation of myoblast differentiation
Molecular function (GO): DNA-binding transcription factor activity, RNA polymerase II-specific; protein dimerization activity; RNA polymerase II cis-regulatory region sequence-specific DNA binding
Source: RefSeq, a predicted model, not a curated record